UCCGAUGUUUCAUUCCCCCCGAGUUGAAAAUGGAGUUCGAUUAAAGCAGAUGUCCACCAACUUCGCAAGGAAAUUUCAAUUCUAGAUGCUUUUACUUUACGCGUCAGCACUUAUAUUGAAAACGGUUGAACCCGGUUUCGGCUUUGGAUGCCUUUACUGCAAAUAACUCGGACACGUUGACGGAGCGACGCUCCACAGCGCUUUUUCAAGUGUUGUCCUGGACCUGAAGUUGGCGAAUGGAUGCUCGACAGCCAGCCAUAAAUAACCUGCCAAACAUUAUAGUCUGCAACAAUUUCUACAUUUUCUGAGGAUCUAUUCACGUUUUGCAAACGGGGGAUCUGUGUUUGUUGAAGAGGAUGGUGCCGAUGGCCCAUUUGUUGUGGUCGGAUUUUACUUCCAGGGAGGAUAAAAUGAAUCAACGAUUGUCAAUCCUCCUCGCGAUUUAACGUUAGUUCCAGCCAGCAAAGCUAACGUUAAGCUAGCUUCAUUUGGUUCUCACAGGGACGCUUAGUCUGGCAUGCCCCAUCGUGCAUCGUUUAUUUACCAUCCAAAAUAGGGGUGAUUUCUAUAUGUGAAGGAAAAUGGUGAUAUUUGUGGCAUUUUAUCCCGCCGUGACUGCGUCGUCGAUGCUAUUGCUAGGAUUUGGAUCCCCGUGAGGAAAAAAAUGAGUGAAGAUUCAACAAAUCCAAACAACGAUGACAGUUAUGCACGUGUGAGAGCAGUGGUCAUGACUCGGGAUGACUCCAGCGGUGGGUGGCUUCCCCUGGGGGGCGGAGGCCUUAGUUGUGUCACUGUCUAUAAGGUCAGCCGGGCGGAGGACAGCAGCAGCACCCACAGUGGAGGCAGCGGAGGAAGCAGCAGCAACCUCAGCCCCUGUAGCCCCAGUCCCAGCCCCAGCCCUAGCCCUAGUCCCAGCCCCACCGCUGUGGAAUUCCACAUCAAGGGCGAGAGGCUCAAGGACAAAUUGGUGGUGCUGGAGUGUGUCCUGCAGAAAGACCUAAUAUACAACAAGGUCAACCCCAUCUUCCACCACUGGAGGAUCAACGACAAAAAGUUUGGACUGACUUUCCAGAGCCCCGCCGACGCCCGUGCCUUUGACCGGGGCAUACGUCGGGCCAUCGAGGAUAUCAACCAAGGUUGUCGGUCGAUUGGGGAAGGGGAUAUUCCCGAGGAUGGACCUCCGGUGUGUGAUGAGCUUCCCUCUAUCUGUACGCCAAUGAAAGAGCCCUUCUCCCCGCUGAACAACGUCGUGUCCACCGAGCCAUUCAGGGGCUGCUACGUCCGCGCCCAACCCUUCGACGAGUUCCCCUCCAGCAACCGCCGCUACCUGCCUCCACAGGUCUCCUUUAAGUCAACUCGUCAUGUCAGUUUUCACAUGGACGAGGAGGAGAUUGUUCGCAUCAACCCACGCAAAGACGUGCUCAUCCGCGGCUAUGAGGACUACCGCCACCCUGUCAUGUGGAAACAGGAGGCCGACCGCGAUGACCUGGACUUCCCCACUGCCUUUCACAAACUGGACAGUAAGAAGUGCGAGUACCUUUUCCCUGAUGGCCCCGGUGGGGACUCCCUCUCUGGCCCCGGUAUGGGCAUUGGAACAGGUAUGGGGCUGGGCAAGGACACAGCAAUCAAGACUCAGCCCUCGCCCUUGCUCAAGUCGAAGAAGGGCCGACGGCGGCGAGAGGAUGGCGAGCGCUCUCGCUGCAUCUACUGUCGGGAGAUGUUCAACCACGAAGACAACUGGCGGGGGCAGUGCCAAGACGCCCCCGACCCGAUCAAGCAGUGCAUCUAUAAAGUCAGCUGCAUGCUGUGCGCUGAGAGCAUGCUGUACCACUGCAUGUCCGACUCUGAGGGUGACUUCUCAGACCCCUGCUCAUGUGACACAUCUGACGAGCAGUUCUGCCUGCGUUGGCUGGCCCUGGUGGCGCUCUCCUUCAUAGCGCCCUGCAUGUGCUGCUACCUGCCUCUGCGCGCCUGCCACCACUGUGGCGAGGCCUGCCGCUGCUGUGGGGGCAAGCAUAAAGCUGCAGGGUGACCCGACAGACUCUGGGACACCCUCAAAGCUAGCUAACACAGGAAGUGGAUAAAAGCGGAAAAUUAAAAGCCGGCAUCCUUUUUUCAUUCCCUCUCAGACGGGGUGAUAUGUUGUUGAUCCCCAGCUCUGAGGGCUUUUGGAGAUUUCAGUUUGUGUUUGUCGCCGACAAGCAGCAGUGGAGGACAAACCAUGUGCUUUGUGGGGGCUCUGAGCAUCAAGCUAAGUUCAGGAGCUUAAUCUGAGGAGAAGAGGAGGAGGAUGGAUCAAGAUUAAUAGACUUGGAGAUGUUACUAAAAACACCUGUAAACACACACAUACACACACACCUACACGCCUCUCUCUCACAUUCACACUCAUGCAUUGACAAAGCCAGGCCACAACUGUCGGAACUCUGCUACAAGUAAUGUGUAACUUUAUGAAGGAAAAUUGUCUUUUGUACAGAGAGCGACGACUUAAUGAAAAAAAAAGAAAACAAAACUACUCUGCGGUCCGAAAAAAUACUUGUUGUUUGAGUAUGCUAAAAGGGAUACUUUAUUGCUUUUUUUGUGAAUUUGCAGUUGGGUAACAGUGGCCUUUCCUUCAUGGCUUAAGCAUUUGCUGACAAUGUAAUUACUAGACAGAGAAAAGUGCACUAGAAAUGCCCCCCCCCCCCCCCUUCCCCGAGUAAAGGUAAUCCUCUCAAAUUCUUGUGGUACAUUAACUACCAUAUUUAGUGUAAUUUUAAUAUUUGAGAGAUGUUGCUGUGAUGGAUGUAUGGCCAAUUCCUUGUUUUCCUUUCCAUCGAAUGUUGAAGAAAAAAAUCAAAAAGUAAUGGCUUUUUUUUUUUUUUAAGGUACAGCUUGGUAUAGCUUUUGACAUUCAUUUAGAAGUUAAAAUGAUUUAAAAUGAUUACCUUGCUUUCCCGGGGUGAUUUAGACCAUUUGAUUGCAUUCCAAAAUAAAGGGAUCGAUUCCAUGAUUAGAAGGGAAAAAAUGGUAAUGACUUUACCAUGCAGUUCCCCAAAUAGCCCCCCCACCCCCUCAUGAAAAUAGCAUUAGAACCUCUUGAACCAUUUAAAUUGAAACCAAUACAUGACAAUUUGAUUUACUCCAGUGAAUUUCAGUUGUAGUCCAGUUAUUUACUGCUGUAGUGAAAUUGUUGGGUGUUUUUGUUUUUUCACUGUUAUCUUUUCCUGCUCAUUUUAUAAUUAUUUUUGAAACAAAGGCUGAAAUGUUGCUCAACCAGCAAGUUUUGUUUUGGUGAGUAAAGGGGUUACAGUGCUCCUUGGCUAAAUGAUGAGGCACUUAAAUUAGGUUGUUUUACUGAGAAUCCCUCAGAUUGUGAAAUUAGUCUGUACAUACAUUUGACUAAUUUAACAUCCAUUUUGGCACAGGGGAAACCCCUCCAGAAAGCACUGCUCUCCAAGCUUUGGUUGCAGCACCCUCUCCAAAUGUCCAUGUUUGUCCCAUGAAUGAGUUAUUUUAUUUUACUUUUAUUUUCCCCUCUUAUCCUGUCUUAAUAUAGUAUUUUGUUGUUCCUCAAAAGCCCACUCCUUCUGUGUUUCUUCAUUUAACAGGCCCUGAAUGAAUGAAUGCAUUGUUUCAGGAAUGCUGAGUAUCUUAGCUAUUACAAAACAUACAGGUGUGUGUGUGUGUGUGUGUGUGUGUGUGUAUAUGUGUAUAUAUAUAUAUAUAUAUAUAUAUAUAUAUAUAUGUGUGUGUGUGUUUAUGUGUUGACGUCAUGUAACGUCACCAUUGAAUAUGUAAUUAAGGCUUUGACUUAUGACAGUACAAACAAGCGUCCUGUUUUCCAAAGUAUCUUUGAUAUUUUGGGAAAUUUGCUUUCUUUCCCAAAGUUGGAUAAGAAGAUCAAUACCAGUGUGUUCAAUGUUAAGAUGGAGCUUGAAGCCACUUAGCUUAGCAUAGCAUAAAAACUGGAAAAGAGGGGGAAACGGCUAGCCUUGCUCCGUCUGUUUGUGACCAAAUUUGCCUACCAACACCUCAAAAGUUCUCUAAAUAACAUAUAUGUCAUUUGUUCAUAUAACAUUUGUUUUGUUCAGAUUAAACAAACAAGAUAUGAAGUAUUAAUUAGUGAGCUUUAACUGUGCUGGUAGGUGAGUUUGGCAAUCUUUGGACAGAGUCAAACUAGCUGUUUCUUCUUGUUUUUAGCCCCAUUGAUAAGCUAAGCUAACCAGCUGCUGCAGCUUCAAAUGUAACAAAUAGAUUGUAGAGUGGUAUCAAUCUUAUCAUCUAACCCUCAGCUAAAAAGCAAAUAAGUGUAAUUCCCAAAAUGUCAAACUACUCCUUUAACAUACUUUGGGAAACAGGGACUAGGCAGACUGUACGCUAGAGUCUAGCUGUGUUUGAACCCCAUUUUCCCACCUAAGACAAUUUUUAAAUUGAGCGUGUCUUACUCACAAAACCAUAGUUAACUCAAACUAGUCUAAACAACAACACUUAG
Messenger RNA from Micropterus dolomieu (smallmouth bass), 4471 nucleotides. It is a transcript of the gene spred1, whose product is annotated as sprouty related EVH1 domain containing 1. NCBI's taxonomy places the organism in Eukaryota, Metazoa, Chordata, Actinopteri, Centrarchiformes, Centrarchidae. Gene Ontology annotation, cellular component: membrane. The transcript is spliced from 6 exons. The record is from RefSeq and is a predicted model, not a curated record. Gene Ontology annotation, molecular function: protein kinase binding. Bases 665 to 2032 code for a protein of 455 amino acids. Gene Ontology annotation, biological process: negative regulation of MAPK cascade; multicellular organism development.